Molecule: messenger RNA, 1132 nt
Organism: Capsicum annuum
Lineage: Eukaryota; Viridiplantae; Streptophyta; Magnoliopsida; Solanales; Solanaceae
Product: protein LURP-one-related 10
Exons: 2
Coding region: 258-905 (215 amino acids)
Source: RefSeq, a predicted model, not a curated record
ACAUGAAUAAAUCACCUCCUCACCAAGUUAGCACCAAGCCACCAACCAAACAACCCCUUGCUACCAUUUCAAGAACUUAAUACUAAUACUUAUUCCAUAGCGCGGUCAUCAUCUUCCCGCUUCCCUUUUCUUCAUCAUUAAUCAAUCAACAAAAUUUCCACCAUAAAAUUACUUCCAAUUCCCACAACCAAAACUCACAAAAACUGAACCAUCUAUCCCUAAAUCAUCUAUUUUUAGUACUACAAAAUUAAUUAAGUAUGGCAGGUGCUAUGGUAGUUGGACCAAGUAGCUAUCCUCCUCAGAUGAUGGCAAAUCAACAAGUUGCAAUAAUAAAUCCACAAUUUUGUUCACCAUAUCCAGUUGAUUUAAACAUCGUGAGGAAACUUAUGACUUUGUCUGAAGGUGCUUUUGGAGUUACUGAUGUUAAUGGUAACAUCGUUUUUAAGGUUAAAGGCAAAUUGUUUAGCCUUCGUGAUCGACGUGUUUUGCUUGAUGCUGCUGGCAAUCCUAUUGUCACUUUCCAACAAAAGAUAUUGAGUGCACAUAGGAGAUGGCAAGUCUACAGAGGAGAGAGCACGGACUCAAAAGAUUUUCUCUUUAGCGUAAAGAAGUCUUCACUUCUUCAAUUCAAGACCAAAUUGGAUGUUUUCUUGGCACACAACACAAAAGAAGAUGUUUGUGAUUUCAGAAUUGAAGGCAGUUGGUUUGAAAGAUCAUGUGUUAUUUAUGCUGGGAAUACUUCUACUAUAGUUGCCCAAAUGCAUAGGAAACACACUGCGCAGAGUAUACUGCUUGGCAAAGACAAUUUUGGUGUCACUGUGUACCCGAACGUGGACUACGCGUUCAUAGUUGCUCUUCUUGUGAUUCUGGAGGAGAUUAAUGAGGAUCGAUCUGGUGAUGAUUGAGAUUAGCAAGAGCAUUGGUAGUGUCUGAACUAUGUAUAUUUUUGCGUGAGUCGGGUGUUUUGGCUUUAAUUAUGUGUACUUGAUCGUUAGAUUGCCUGUGCUGUGUAAAGGUGUAAAGCCGUUCUGUUUGGAAGUUUUUCAGAUAGACAAAUUUACGAACCAUUCUAAUACUUCUUUUUCUGAAUUUUACUAGAAAGAUUAUGGAUUAUAAUAUUUUGGUUUUGCAA